AUGGGCAACUACUUUGGCCUUCGCGGCCAAGCCCUCAACUGGGCCAUUGGCGCCGUUGCCGGCUGCGACUUUCUCCUCUUCGGUUACGACCAAGGUGUCAUGGGCGGCCUCUUGACCCUGCCCGUCUUCCUCGAACAGUUCCCCGACAUCAACGACAAGGAUCCCGCCAUCGCAAACGACCACGCCAUGCAGUCCAACCGCUCCACCUAUCAAGGCAUUGCCAUCGCCUCGUACAACCUGGGCUGCUUCAUCGGCGCCGUCAUCGCCAUCUUCAUCGGGAACCCCCUCGGCCGCCGGCGCAUGAUUUUCCUCGGCACCGCCAUCAUGGUCGUCGGCGCCGCCCUCCAGGCCUCGGCCUUUAAGCUCGAGCACUUCAUCAUCGGCCGCAUCAUCACCGGCCUCGGCAACGGCGGCAACACCUCCACCGUUCCUAUGUGGCAGUCGGAGACGUGCUCGGCCCACAAGCGCGGCAAGCUCGUCAUGAUUGAAGGCGCCCUCAUCACCGGCGGCAUCACCAUUUCCUACUGGGUCGACCUCGGCCUCUCCUUUGCCCCCGGCUCCGUCGCCUGGCGCUUCCCUCUCGCCUUCCAGAUCGUCUUUUGCCUCUUCAUCCUCGCCUUUGUCCUCGACCUGCCCGAGUCCCCCCGCUGGCUCAUCCUCAAGGGUCGCGACGACGAGGCCCGCCGCGUCAUUGCAGCCGUCGCCAAUGUCAGCGACGACGACAAGUACGUCGACAACGAGCUGCUCGCCAUCAAGGAGACGGUGGCAGAGAUGAGCAAGGGCUCCUACUCCGAUCUCUUCGCUUGCGACAGGAACCGCACCCUGCACCGAACCCUCAUCGCCUACUUUAACCAGAUGUUCCAGCAGAUUUCCGGCAUCAACCUCAUCACCUACUACGCCGCCAAGAUCUACUCGGAUCUCGGCAUGUCGCCCUUCAUGUCCCGCCUGCUCGCCGCCCUCAAUGGAACCGAGUACUUCAUCGCUUCCUGGCCCGCCGUCUUCCUCGUCGAGCGUGUCGGCCGUCGCAAGCUCAUGCUCUUCGGCGCCGCCGGUCAAGCCAUUACCAUGGCCAUCCUGGCCGGCGUCAACUCGAGGCCCACCGAGAAACCCUAUCAGAUCGCCGGCAUCGUCUUCCUCUUUGUCUUCAACACCUUCUUCGCCAUCGGCUGGCUCGGCAUGACUUGGCUGUACCCGGCCGAGAUCACGCCCCUGCGCACCCGCGCUCCUGCAAACGCCCUUUCGACGUCGUCCAACUGGAUUUUCAACUUCUUGGUCGUCAUGAUUACACCCGUGGCCUUCCAGAAUAUCCAGUACAAGACAUAUCUUGUGUUUGCCGUCAUCAACGCCUUUAUGGUCCCGUCGGUCUACUUCUUCUUCCCUGAAACGGCGUACCGGUCGCUGGAGGAGAUGGACACCAUCUUCCAAAAGGUUUCGGGCUGGAAGGGCGCAUUUACUGUCAUCCGUCAAGCCGAGAUUGAGCCGCGCCGUUACGGCAAGAACGGCGAGCUGCUUCUUGCCAUUGAUGAGAAGGCCGGGACGGAGCAUCACAAUGCCAGCACGAGCGACACAAACGCCGUCGCCAACACGGGCAUGUUUACCAAGGCCGAUGAAGAGACGCAGCGGCCGCACCACUGA
Messenger RNA from Hirsutella rhossiliensis, 1635 nucleotides. Its product is annotated as sugar transporter domain-containing protein. The transcript is spliced from 3 exons. The record is from RefSeq and is a predicted model, not a curated record. Gene Ontology annotation, biological process: carbohydrate transport; transmembrane transport. The coding region runs from base 1 to 1635 and encodes 544 amino acids. Gene Ontology annotation, molecular function: carbohydrate:proton symporter activity. Lineage: Eukaryota; Fungi; Ascomycota; Sordariomycetes; Hypocreales; Ophiocordycipitaceae. Gene Ontology annotation, cellular component: membrane.